AUGGUUAGAAAACUCAAGCACCAUGAGCAAAAGCUGCUGAAGAAGGUCGACUUCCUCGACUGGAAGCAGGACCAGGGCCACAGGGACACGCAGGUGAUGCGUACGUAUCACAUCCAGAACAGAGAAGACUACCACAAGUACAAUAAGCUGUGCGGUGACGUGCGCCGGCUCUCUCACAAAUUGUCGCUUCUGCCACCAUCGGAUGCGUUCAGGAUCAAGCACGAACAGCUCCUACUCGAAAAGUUGUACGCCAUGGGCAUCCUGACGACCAAGUCGAAAAUCUCAGAUCUCGAAAACAAAGUCACCGUCAGUGCCAUCUGCAGAAGGCGCCUUCCCGUGAUAAUGCACCGCUUGAAGAUGGCGGAGACUCUAUCAGAUGCUGUGAAGUUCAUCGAGCAGGGUCAUAUUAGAGUGGGGCCCAACCUCAUAACUGACCCGGCAUACCUCGUCACCCGCAGCAUGGAGGACUACGUAACGUGGGUCGACAGCUCCAAGAUCAAGAAAACCAUCCUCAGGUACAGGAACCAGAUCGACGACUUCGAUUUUGCAUAG
Lachancea thermotolerans CBS 6340 is the source of this 552-nucleotide messenger RNA. It is a transcript of the gene IMP3, whose product is annotated as snoRNA-binding rRNA-processing protein IMP3. Gene Ontology annotation, cellular component: small-subunit processome; Mpp10 complex; small ribosomal subunit. Bases 1 to 552 code for a protein of 183 amino acids. NCBI's taxonomy places the organism in Eukaryota, Fungi, Ascomycota, Saccharomycetes, Saccharomycetales, Saccharomycetaceae. The transcript has a single exon. Gene Ontology annotation, biological process: rRNA processing. The record is from RefSeq and is a predicted model, not a curated record. Gene Ontology annotation, molecular function: snoRNA binding; rRNA binding; structural constituent of ribosome.